ACAAAAUUAAUUAUUCCAGCUCCACAACGAUUGGUGUUUUAAAACAGGAUCAAUUUUAAAAAAAGAUUCAAACAAUAAUUUCAAAGUUAAAAUUUCAAAUUUUCUUUCUCUUUCUCGAAUACAAUUCGACGAAUAUCCGAAAAAAUAAUACGAUCUCCUCCAAAAAAAAAAAAAAAAAAUGGCCGACGUUGGGAAAAUAUCCGCCAUGAGAAUAGCAAUGUCGUACGGGCCAGAACUGAGCUUCCUGGUGCUUCUUCGUAUCCUGAUCGGUAUGCACAGGUCGGAUAUAAUUGACCACGAGUCGAGGGUGAGGCCGACCCUGGCCCCCCAAACGAGUUACGAUUUCGUGAUAAUCGGGGGUGGCUCGGCCGGCUCGGUGCUGGCCAACCGAUUGUCGGAGAACAGUAAUUGGACGGUGUUGCUGCUGGAGGCGGGCGCCGACGAGCCGGACUUCUCCGACGUCCCCUCCAUAUUUCCGGUUCUCCAACUAACCCCUGUGGAUUGGCAAUUCAAGACGGAACCGUCGGACAAUUAUUGCAAAGCGAUGAGGGGCCACGAGUGCAACUGGCCGCGCGGCAAGGUGUUGGGCGGAAGUAGCGUAUUGAACGUAAUGCUGUACAUUCGUGGGAACAGAAAGGAUUACGAUAAUUGGGAAAGGAUGGGUAACGUGGGAUGGGGUUACGAGGACGUGCUGGCCUACUUCAAGAAAUCGGAGGACAUGAGGAUCGAGGAGUAUCGGGACUCUCCGUAUCACCAGACAGGCGGCCACUUGACCGUCGAACACUUCCAUUAUCGGUUGUCCAUCAUCGAUUAUCUGAUGAAAGCCGGGACCGAGAUGGGAUACGAGAUCGUGGACGUGAACGGGGCGAGGCAGACCGGGUUCACCUAUUCCCACGGAACAUUGAGGAAUGGAUUGAGGUGCAGCGCGGCAAAAGCUUUCCUUCGAUCCGUCUCCAGAAGGAGAAAUCUCGAUAUCGGCACGAAAUCGAUGGUGGAGAAGAUUUUGGUGAGACGAGGGAAGAAGAAGGCUUAUGGCGUUCAGUUUCGAGUAGGGAACUCGCGUCGUAUCGUGAGGGCCAAUAGGGAGGUGAUAGUGUCGGCGGGCGCGAUACAAUCGCCGCAGUUGUUAAUGGUGUCCGGGAUCGGGCCGAAGGAGCACUUGAGAGAGCUGAACAUCUCCGUGGUCCACGACGCGGCUGGAGUGGGCAGCAAUCUUCAGGAUCACGUCGCUAUAGGUGGAAUGAGCUACUUGGUGAACAAACCGGCGAAUCUCACACGAUCGUUCACCUUCAACUUGAUGAACACGAUCAACGCCCACUCGCUUAGAUUGUUCGCCAACAAUUAUAGCGGGCCGAUGUACUCCGUUAAUGUUGCCGAGGGAAUGGCAUUCAUCAAUACCAAAUAUGCGAACGAAUCGGCAGAUUAUCCCGACAUACAACUGUUCCUCUCCUCAAUGGCCGACAACACGGACGGUGGACUGUUUGGGAAGCGGGACUGCAACGUAAUGGACAACUUUUACGAACGUUUAUACGAGAAUAUAUUGUACCAAGACUCGUACAUGAUCAUACCGUUGCUGCUUAGGCCAAAAAGCAGGGGAUACAUUAAGCUUCGCACCAGACACAUCUACGAUCAACCGAUCAUUGUUCCAAACUACUUCGACGACCCGCACGAUCUCGAUGUUUUGGCGGAGGGGGCAAAGUUCAUCUACGAAAUGAGCAAAACGGCGACGAUGAAACGACUGAAGGCCCGACCGAAUCCCAACAAACUUUCCGAAUGUUCCUCGUUCGAGUAUCCGUCGAUCGAUUAUUGGCGUUGCUACGCCAGAUAUUACACGAUGACCAUUUACCAUCCGAGCGGCACGUGUAAAAUGGGGCCGGCUAGUGACAAAAUGGCGGUGGUCGACCCGAGGCUGAGGGUGCACGGUGUCCAGGGAUUGCGAGUGAUCGACGCGUCCAUCAUGCCCACGAUCGUCUCUGGAAAUACGAACGCGCCCACGAUCAUGAUCGCGGAGAAGGCUGCCGAUAUGAUUAAGGAGGAUUGGGGAGUUAAAGAAUUCCCUAGGACAUUUCGAAGAAGGAAUUGAUCGAAAACUUUUGAAAUUUCAUCGAGGAGCAAAUUUUGUGAUUCUAUUAUUAAUAAUAUCACGAUUGUUGUUGAGGGAUUUGAUAAAUCGAAAUUCCCUAGGAUAUUUCGAAGAAGGAAUUGAUCGAAAACUUUGAAAUUUCACGAAUAGAGGAUCAAAUUUUGUGAUUCUAUCACGAUUGUUCUUGAUUUGAUAAAUCGAAAUUCCCUAGAAUAUUUCGAAGAAGGAAUUGAUCGAAAACUUUUGAAAUUUCAUCAAGAAGCAAAUUUUAUGAUUUUAUUAUCAACAAUAUCACGAUUGUUGUUAAGGAAUUUGAUAAAUCGAAAUUCCCUAGGAUAUUUCGAAGAAGAAAUUGAUCGAAAACUUUUGAAAUUUUAUCACGAAUAGAGGAACAAAUUUUGUGAUACUAUCGUUAAUGAUAUUACGAUUGUUGAGAGAUUUGAUAAAUCGAAAUUCCCUAGGAUAUUUCGAAGAAAAAUUGAUCGAAAACUUUUGAAAUUUCAUCGAGGAGCAAAUUUUGUGAUUCUAUUAUCAACGAUAUCAUGAUUGUUGUUGAGGGAUUUGAUAAAUCGAAAUUCCCUAGGAUAUUUCGAAGAAAGAAUUGAUCGAAAACUUUUGAAAUUUUAUCACGAAAGAUAAAAGGAUCAAAUUUCGUGAUUCUAUCGUUAAUAAUAUCACGAUUGUUGAAAGAUUUGAUAAAUCGAAAUUCCCUAGGAUAUUUCGAAGAAGGAAUUGAUCGAAAACUUUUGAAAUUUUAUCACGAAUAGAGGAGCAAAUUUUGUGAUUUUAUUAUCAACGAUAUCACGAUUGUUGUUGAGGGAUUUGAUAAAUCGAAAUUCCCUAGGAUAUUUUGAAGAAGGAAUUGAUCGAAAACUUUUAAAAUUUUAUCACGAAUAGAGGAUCAAAUUUUAUGAUUCUAUCGUCAACGAUAUUGUUGAGGGAUUUGAUAAAUCGAAAUAUCCCUAGGAUAUUUUGAAAAAUUUUGAGAUUGAUCGUCGUAUAAAAGACGAGAUUUAUUAGCAUAAGUUUAACAAAGGAUAAUAUCAAUAUUGUAAAUAUUAUGAUGACAAUUGACAAUUCUAAUUAUUAACAGUUACAGUUUAUUAACUAAAUAAAAAAAUUCAUUUUUGAAUCGAGAA
Molecule: messenger RNA, 3222 nt
Organism: Apis mellifera (honey bee)
Lineage: Eukaryota; Metazoa; Arthropoda; Insecta; Hymenoptera; Apidae
Product: glucose dehydrogenase [FAD, quinone]
Exons: 5
Coding region: 179-2083 (634 amino acids)
Molecular function (GO): flavin adenine dinucleotide binding; oxidoreductase activity, acting on CH-OH group of donors
Source: RefSeq, a predicted model, not a curated record